Messenger RNA from Paramuricea clavata, 1451 nucleotides. NCBI's taxonomy places the organism in Eukaryota, Metazoa, Cnidaria, Anthozoa, Malacalcyonacea, Plexauridae. The record is from the annotation of a GenBank genome assembly.
AUGAUGAUUAUCGAGGUUUUUGUCACUUUGUUUCUCGUUUGGUUCAUCUGGUUCUUCAUCAAUGCCUACAUGAAAAGAAAGAACAUGCCUGCUGGACCAUUUCCCUAUCCUUUCGUUGGUAAACUUCCUCAAAUCAUCUUUGCUGAUCCUAUCAGAUCAUUUCAUAAACUAGCUGAGAAAUAUGGAGAUAUUUUCACUGUUACUUUUCCCAGCGGCAACGCUGUUAUCGUGAGUACAGCAUCCCUAGCGCGUGAAGCAAGGCUUGCCCCCGGGAGACAAGAAGAUCUUAUGGGAAAAUCACCGGAGUCUAUAUAUCCGAUUGACGAGAUAAUUGGCGGUAUUUUCGCCGCACGUGAUUACUCAGACGCAUAUCUUUUUGAGAAGAAAGUGUUCGUAUCAGCAAUGCAUAUUUUUGAAGCUGGAAUAGAGCAAGCAUUUGCCGCGAUUUUCAGCAGACAAGCGCUAAUUAGUUCAAUUUAUCAGUUAUUUCCGUUCCUAUGUUACUUACCCACGCAAUUCACUUGGGAAAUAAAGCGAGCAAAACAGAUUCGAGAAACGAUUUUCCCGAAGGAAUAUCGAGCCCACCAGGAGAGUUAUAUUCCAGGCACAAUACGCGAUCUCACAGAUAGCUUCAUAAGUGCUUAUGAAAAAGAACUUGCCAAAGAGACAAGGGAAGAUAUUGGCACGAAAGAUACUGGUAUUCCAGGCUUGAUGCUGAAUGUGAUUCUUGGGGGAUCAGCAAAUAGCUCAACAUGGCUAACUUGGUUUUUUCUUUAUAUGGUCUUAUAUCCCAAUGUGCAAAGCAAAAUACACGAAGAAUUGGACAAGGUCGUGGGACGUGAUCGUCUGCCAAACUGGAAAGAUGAAAAAAGCUUCCCAUAUCUUCAAGCUACCUUAUGUGAAGUCGGAAGGACAUCAGGUAUGAUGACGCUCGUCGGAACAAACACGAUUCGUGACACAACCAUCGCUGGUUAUCACAUUCCAAAAGGAACAUUGGUUGGCCUAAAUGUUUCAAAAGUGCAUGAGGAUAAACGAGAAUGGUCAGAACCUGAGGAAUUCAAACCUGAAAGAUUUCUGGAUAAGGAUGCCAAGUUCGUCGGUUGGAAUAAACUGCAUGGAUUCAUGCCGUUUGGCAUCGGUCGUAGAGAAUGCCCUGGUCAAGAUUUGGCGAGGGUAAUGAUGUUCUCGUUUGCUUCAAUGUUAUUAUUAUUAUUAUUAUUAUUAUUAUUAUUGAAACUUAUUUACAAACAAUAACCCUUCAGCCUACGCUGCUUUUAAAGGGGUUGUUUACAUAAAAGAAAGUACAAAAUAAAUAUUUACAAAAUAGUAUAAGUAUUUACAAAAUAGUGUAGUUGACUAGGAGUCUUUACAAUUGGAUAUUUUUUUCAACGUAGGUGAUUGUUGAGCUUAGUUUUAAAAGAAUGUAUCGUCAACUGUUCGUGAACGUCUAA